AACUGCAUGCUUUUUACAUUUUAUCUUUUAUUAUUUUCUUAUAAUCUCUACAGCUCAUCUGAACAAGCUUCCUAUGAAAGAUUGCAAUCUGGCUUCCUCAGGAAGACAAAGCCUCGGCCGGAAAGAGGAUGUCACCAUGUUGUACUUUUUCUUUUGUAUACAUUUAAAAUUCAAUUUUCAAAUUUGUAGCUACAUUUGAGACUAUUGCUUAUCAUAUGUUUAUGUUUAUGUUCCUUCCAUAUAUUCUGCUAAUCCUGCUUUAAUCACACUGCUCUUCUUCAAAGAUCAAAAAACAAGAAUGUCCAAUGAAGGCAGCUCCGAUAAAUCUUGGCGGCUGUUUACAUCUGAAGAUAUGAUACAAGGUUAUAAACCAAAGUCUGUUAGGAAACGAAAAACCAGUGCUGAGAAAGGGAAUAUAUCAGGAAAUUCAUCUAAAAGGUUUACUUACCCACGCAAUCCGUUGACACCUACAGCUGCCCAUUCAGUUAUCUCAAAAUGCACACAGACUUUUACAGAAUCUAGCCUUUCACCUCCAGGUUCGAGCAAUAUUAGUUCUGCUUAUAGAAGACCGGACAAUUCAGUUGCACCUUCAAGAACUCCACUCUGUAACAUUACUAAUCGGAUGGAAUAUAAUACAAAUAAACCUGGAAAACCAUUUUCUGGAACUCCUAAGUCUAAAUUUCAAGACACCAGUAGGAUUUUGUUUGUAGAUGAAAAUUCUCCUCUUUUGGAAGCAAAGAAGCGUUUACAAGACGAUUAUAUAGGGUUGAGGAACAAUAGUGCUGCUGACACAACUCCAGACAAUGCAGUUGCAGCUUCAAGAACUCCACUCUCUAACAUUACUAAUUUGGUGGAAGAGAACAAUAUAAAUCCUGGAAAACCAGUUUGUUGUACUGCUAAAUCCAAAUAUCAGGACACUACAAGGACUCUGUUUGGAAAUGAAAAUUCUCCUCCUUUCGAGGCAAACAAGCACCUUCAGGACGAUGAGAUAGGUUUCGAAAAGAUUUUAAACCGUCAUACUUUAUUUCUUAUUUCAAGCUUUAAAAUUUUACUCAGUUUUCCGUUAGUAAUGUAUUAUUUUUUUCUCAUUCCAGAGUGCUCCACAAUAGCAAAUCUUGUUUUCUCUGAAUCUUCAGACAAUGAUGACCUUUGUGAUUCGAGUAACGACGAAGACUACAGGCCUGGAGUGGACUUUGAUUCCGAUAGUGAUUCUGAACAAAGGAUGAAUUCGACGAUUUCAAGACCAGUACCUGCAGAAUAUGUCAGCCUUGGUAGUCCAGAAGCAAUAUGUUCAAAAUGCAAUGCCCGACUGUGGAAGGAGGAACGUACUAACAAGAAUGUCACUAAAGGACUUCCAAUAUUCUCAAUAUGUUGCAGGAAGGGUGAUGUAACGCUCCCACCAACUCCGCCGACUCCUUCGUACUUAAAGCAGUUAUAUUCGAAUAAAGAAACUGGACCUGAAUUCCAACGCAGCAUUAGGCUGUAUAAUGCCAUGUUUGCUUUCACCUCCAGUGGUGGCAAAGUUGAUCAUUCUAUCAACAAUGGUCGUGGUCCUUAUGUUUACAGACUCAAUGGGCAGAACCACCAUGUGUUUGGUCAGUUAAUACCAGAUGAUGGGAAAGAGCCGGCAUAUUGUCAACUGUAUAUAUAUGAUACAGCUAAUGAAGUCAAUAAUCGCUUACGCUGGGUAAAUGUUGAAGAUCAACAAACUGUUGACACAGAUGUUAUUCAAGGCCUUAUUCAAAUGUUAGAUGAGACGAACGAAUUGGUUGCAAAGUUCCGUAUGGCACGAGAUCGCUGGGAAGCAAAAGAUUUGGUUGACCUUAAAGUUGAGCUUAAAGCCAACUCCAACUUUCUGCCUUCCUCAUUUCAGUAAAAUUUAUUUCGAUUUCAAAGCCCUGCAACGCGGGCAUCAAUACUAGUCAUAUAUAUUAACAUGUUCCAUCAGCUAAUUAUUUUCAUAUA
Molecule: messenger RNA, 1965 nt
Organism: Daucus carota subsp. sativus
Lineage: Eukaryota; Viridiplantae; Streptophyta; Magnoliopsida; Apiales; Apiaceae
Exons: 7
Coding region: 299-1876 (525 amino acids)
Source: RefSeq, a predicted model, not a curated record